UGUACCCUAUACGAGGACAAUAACCGUGAACUUAUUAACAGCUAUGUCAAACACCAAAACUUACUGAUGGGAGCAGGGGCAGACCCAUGCACCCACGUGACACAUGCUCCGGAAUAUAAUUUGUUUGUGUAAACUAGUACAUAUUGAACCAGGGCCGGGACAGAAUAGCCUAGUGGUAACACUAGAGUGAACUGGAUCUCAAGGCACCUGGGUUCGAGUCCUCUGGAAAUCCGGAGACCGCCCGUGACCAAAAAAAAAAAAAAAAAAAAAAAAAAAAAAAAAAAAACUAGUACAUAUUGAACCAGGGCCAGUUUACAAGGGGGGACAAGCGGUGCGAUCGCCCCGGGUCCAAGCCCGUGUCCCCUCGUAUAAUAAUAAAUAAGAGGUUUAAUUUUUUAAAAAUCUAUAUUUUUAUAUAUAAAAAAAUUAUAAAUAAUAAAUAAAAUUGAAAAGGGUCCAAAAUUAUUUGAUAUGUAUAUAGUUUUAUUUUCAUUAGAAAAUAUACAAAAUAUUACUGAUUAAAUUUUAAAAAUAUUUUAAACAUUACUUGCAUAUAAAUUUUAGAGAGUAAAAAUUUUCUUUUAUACCCCUAACAGUAUUGAGCCGGUCCUGAUUGAACACCUCGGCUCUUUCGGCUAGUUAUAUGCCUUCGGUGCCCCCACCCCUCCACGUUCGAUUCUCCCCUUAUCACCUUCUAUACUCUUUUUCUUUUAAUUUUUUUUUAGAUCACUCACAAAUUUUUUUCUUCUUUACCUUUGAUUUUGUGGUACCUAAUCUAUUCUUUCUUUUUAUAAUUGUUUUUCUUUUCUUUUCUUUAGUAUUAGUUUUUUUUAUCAAUUUUUUUUUUAAACAAUUAGACUAAAAUAAAACGAUUUUAAUUCGUCACAAAAUAUUCUUCCCUUUGUUUUUAUGUCACCUCAAUUUCGAAAAGGUGUUACGUAAAACGUAUAAAUCAAGCAAAAAGAUGCAAAAAGCUUUGCGAAUCUUGAUUUACCUCAGAGAGCUAUCUCUGUCGAUCGGGGAGAUGAAGAACCAAGUUAUUACAAUGAAUUAUAAGAACAGAUUUUGCUUUAAAAGAAGGAAAGCCAAGUCUAAUCAGACAAUCCAGACCCAACUACAGAUUAAAAACCCUAAUUCUAUAAUCGAAACCCUAGGGGGCAUAAACGAAAAGAAGGAAAAAAAAGGGGCUGGUGAUGCAAUUAUGGGGGGAAUGAAAAGGAUCACUUGGGGUAAUUAAUUUAUUUCCAUCUCUCGAACCUUUGGUACGAUUAAAUUAAAUUAGGUUGAAUCGAACGGGUCUGGUUUUAAUGUUACUUUUAAAAAAGGAAAUAUUGUAAGUUAAUCCAUCUUUAAUGACCGUUUAGUUUAAAAAAAGGAAAUAGUCGAAGUUAAUUACUGAUUAGCGGAUAAAUUAAUUACAACAACGUAACCUAUAUAUACCGACCAGAUAGAUCGAGAGAGUGUUUACUUUGCUAUCUUUUUGUUCUAAAGCUUCUCUACAUUCUCUAAAUCUCUGUAAUAUUGAAAAGUAGGGUUUCGUUUUCUUCGAACAAUGGUGAAAAGAGGAGGAACGAAGAGGAAAGCUGAGAUUAAGAAGAUCACUGACAAAAGCUCAAAGGCUGUAACUUUCACGAAGCGAAGAGAUGGUCUCUUCAGUAAGGCCGCACAGCUCUGUCUUCUCGGCGACGCUCAGAUCGCUAUCUUAGCAACUCCUUCUUCUUCCCAUUCCAACGUCUCUUUCUUCUCCUUCGGACACUCCUCGGUCGAUUCGGUGGUCUCCGCAUAUCUCUCCGGUCAAAGGCCCGCUCCUCCUCCCGUUCCGGAAGACAGCAGAGAGAUGCGGGAGGACAUCGCUGUUUGCAUGGCUCGGAAGGAACUCGGGCUAGGCUACUGGUGGGAGGACGAGAAGCUUCUUGCGAGUAAGAGCCGGGAAGAAAUCAUGGAAGCCAUGGAGUCCAUGCAGAUACUGUGGAAGGCUGCGGAGAGGUUGCGUGAUGAGUACGUCGUUGAAUUUGAUCGAAGAAAAGGAUCGCAUGAGAAGAAGGAGGACAUGAGUAAUGAUCAAACAACGCUGAUCAGUACAGAGGAUGAUCAGAUCAUCGCUGUUUGUGACAGUUUCUUCAACUACAACAACAACAACGCUGCUUUAUCAACAACUCCUCCUGAUGAGGAUGAACAUCAUCAUCAGAUUGAGGCUGUUUCUGAAAAUUAUUGCAGCAACAAGAACGCUCUGUUAUCACCUCCGGCUGCUGCAGGAGGAGGUUUGAAUGAUCUAGCUAAUGUUGAUUUGGAUACAAUUUUUGAAGGUUUGGCCGACCUUGAUGCUGAGCUUGUCGCUUCUUUUCUCAUGUGAUGAUGAUCAUGAUGAUGAGUCAAUGAUUACUAGGUACUGACUAUUUCUUAUGUAAUUUGAGGAGAAAACUGAUGCAACUCAAACAGGUUCAGCUUCGGUAAUGAUAACUGAUAAGAGUUUCAGUUGUAUUAUUCUUUUUAGUUCAGUUCAAUAUUUGUAUUUUUGUAGUCCAUAAUCAUAUGAUUCUUUCUUUAAUAAAAUCUUUCUUUAGUCAGUGGAUGACAACUUUUUUUACACUUUUCACUGUCGUGUUUGUCUAUAUUCUUCUGAUUAUUGUGUUUGGACAGAUCACAUCUUCAUCUUUAAAAAGUUUCUCAUCUUUUCUGCUUAAUUAUUGAUCUCUCUCGCUUCUUCAGUUACAAGAAGUUCAAAAUUAUAGACCAGCUCAAACAAGCUGAGCAGUGAGCUUUCCAUUGUAUUACUCAAUCUUUACAAAACUGAAUGCUCUAUAAACAAAGGGAUGGAUCCACUCUUAGCUCAUUACCAACUCAACAGAGUACUAAAGAUUCUCUGCUACAUUUGUCACUAGUCCCUACUAAAGCAUCAAUAAUAACAAUCUAAACAAUUGCAGAACAUCUUCACUACACACACUUCAAAUUUUAGAACAGUAAUUUGAGAGGGGCCAGUUGAGUUUGGUGUCUUCUUGAAGAUCUUAAACCUAUCCCAUUUGUACACCAACCGUGAAAUUGACUUGGAUGCAAUCUUAUUACUCUAUAUGUAUUGGAUCCCUCAGGUAAUUACAUGUUCAAGUGCAAACAUAUAAAACAUAGUUUUGUGUCACAGAGUGUUUCCAGAGUUAAUAAGAAGCCAAUAACAGAUAAAGGUCAAAGAUCAGAUGAAGGUCAAACAUCUGCUAUGUACCUUAGACAACAACAACAACUUGAAUGGAAUCACUUGUGCAGUGUUUCAGUUCUAAGCCUUGCUUGUUCUUUAUGAUGAUAGGUCUUGUUUCCUCUGUCUACUUCUGUGGAUUUGAAUUCACUUGGUGAAGAUAUUUUAAAGCUAUUCUAGUGAUGAUGGUGAUUCUGGAGUCACUUCUUCUGAGUAUAUUUUACAGCCUGCUUGCAUCUACUGUAUGUGUAUUUAUUCCCUUACAAAAGAUUAGUUUUUUUUUCUUUUUAUAUUGCUACUUAAGUGGGAUACAUGCCCUGAAUAUGAAACAGGUGUUGAAGGCUCCUCGUGGGGAUCUUCUGACAUGCAUGGACCUGGCCAAGGCAUGACAACAUUCAUUGCCUGCGUUUGUUUGCUUCUUUCAUUGAGGAGAUUUUGUCAUAGGUGGUUCUAACUAAAUGAAACUCAUAAUGACUCCGAGAUGGUAAACUGUUUUUUACCUACAUUUGUGACUUGCAAUUUUGCAAACAGUAUCUGUAGCGUCACUGGAUUUGUAUUGUGAUUAAGUAUUGUGAUAAAGCUAUAAGCCAAUCUACUCAUUUGUUCAGGAUGACGAAAACUUGACAAGAGGGUUUUGGUGUUUUGUUUGGAGUUCUUUUCUGUAUAGAUAUCAUCAUGUGUCUGUGUGUAUGUGCAAAUAUUCAUUUGAGUCCCUGUAGAGUGUCUGAAUCUCUCAAGUGCUCAUUGAUAUCUACUUUUGCUUGUUCUUCAGAAUUUCCAGAUGAAGUAGACAUAGAUCGGCCGCAAGAAAACGUUUUGCAAAAGUACAGGGGUCUCAAAUCCUUCAGAACCUCUUCAUAGGAUACAAACGUAGUUAGGUAACACUGAUCUUGAUGUGACGCUCACUGCUUUCCUUCUACUGUUGCUAAUUUUUAUUAUUUGUUGGAAAAUGCAGGAGUCUCCUACUCAGGCAGGAGUCAGGACUAUGUCAUAUUUUUUGCUUUUGAUAAUGUCGCUAGAACCCAAAAGCUUGUUCUUAAGCAAGCCGUGAAAUUAUAUGUGAUGAUAUAAUAUGCUUUGGUUACAAAUCAUUCAUUAGUAUGUGAUGAUAUAAUAUGUUUUUUUGUUCUUCUUAACCUCCUAUAUUUUUUAUAAUGUGUUUAUGCUAUUUCUUUAUAAAGUGUUUAUAGUGACUUUAGUCUUUAUACUACGUGUUUGUUCGUCAAAGAUACUCAUAAAUUUUCAAAGAUACCGUUAAAAGGUAAACACAUGCAUGCGUGGUAUCAUAAUUAAAUCUUAGAGCAACUCUAAUGGUGUGGUGUUACUCAUCAGCAUUGGAGUCCUUGGAUAUAUAAUAUAUAUAUUUUUUACUUUUUGAAUAGUUAAGGAUUUGACUCUAAAAUGUAUGUCCAAUAGUGUUACUCAAUAUGGAGUCCUUGGGAAUUUACAAUUAUUAAAUUUGUAAAACAUUUAAAUUAAAUUUUUUUAUUUAUUCAAUGAUUAAAAGCAAACAUACAAUAUUAUACAUCUUCAUCAUUACCAAACUUGUUCCAAAUAUUUUUGAUUAAAUCAUUUUUCAAUGCUUCGUGUGUACGCCUAUCUCGAACCUGAUUCCGUAGACCAAGCAUAUUACCGAAAUGUGAAGGCAUGUUGUUAAUAUGCUCUACAUGUGAACUUCUGCUCGACUCGCCUUCUUCAAAUUCCGAUGUAUCGUACAGAGUGUAUCCACCUCGUUCAUUUUCGACUAUCAUAUUGUUUAGUAUGAUACAUGCUCUCAUAA
Molecule: messenger RNA, 4964 nt
Organism: Brassica napus (rape)
Lineage: Eukaryota; Viridiplantae; Streptophyta; Magnoliopsida; Brassicales; Brassicaceae
Product: agamous-like MADS-box protein AGL97
Exons: 1
Coding region: 1553-2353 (266 amino acids)
Biological process (GO): positive regulation of transcription by RNA polymerase II
Molecular function (GO): DNA-binding transcription factor activity, RNA polymerase II-specific; protein dimerization activity; RNA polymerase II cis-regulatory region sequence-specific DNA binding
Source: RefSeq, a predicted model, not a curated record